CAUGGCGUCCACUCUGUGGAAAGCGCUGAGUAGCCCAUGGCUGUCUGUGAAUAUCUACCAGAUUGGCCAAUUUGUUGCAUUACUAUGCGUGGUGCUGCUCCUACUAAAAGCCUAUGCGCUCUAUAGCAGGGGGAGGAGAUUUGCCGCAGCUCUAGUCCCCUUCCCCGGACCUCCAGCUCACUGGCUGUAUGGACAUGUCAAUCAGUUUCGUCGUGAUGGAAAAGAUCUUGAUAGGUUAAUGGUGUGGGUGAAUAAAUAUCCAAACGCCUUUCCUUUGUGGAUUGGAAAAUUCUUUGGCACUCUUAUCAUCACUGACCCAGACUAUGCAAAGGUUGUAUUUGGAAGAUCAGAUCCCAAAACAUCUACUGGGUAUAAUUUUCUGGUUCCAUGGAUUGGGAAAGGGCUGCUCAUUCUUUCUGGGAAUACUUGGUUCCAACAUCGUAGACUGAUCACCCCAGGGUUUCAUUACGAUGUUCUGAAACCUUAUGUCAGUCUCAUAUCUGAUUCCACAAAAAUCAUGCUGGAUGAAUUGGAUGUCUAUAGCAAUAAGGAUGAAUCCGUGGAGCUAUUCCAGCAUGUCAGCUUAAUGACACUGGACAGCAUCAUGAAAUGUGCCUUCAGUUACCAUAGUAACUGUCAGACCGACAAAGAUAAUGACUACAUUCAAGCUGUAUAUGAUCUGUCCUGGUUGACUCAGCAGCGGAUUCGCACCUUUCCUUAUCACAGUAACCUAAUAUAUUUUCUGAGUCCUCAUGGUUUCCGUUUUCGCAAAGCCUGCAGAAUAGCACAUCUCCACACUGAUAAAGUUAUUGGACAGAGGAAAAAGCUCUUGGAAAGCAAGGAAGAGUUGGAAAAGGUCCAAAAGAAGAGGCACUUGGAUUUUCUAGACAUUCUUCUCUGUUCCAAGGAUGAAAAUGGGCAAGGUCUUACUCAUGAGGAUCUGCGUGCUGAGGUAGACACAUUCAUGUUUGAGGGACAUGAUACCACAUCUAGUGGAAUAUCCUGGAUCUUAUAUUGUAUGGCUACACAUCCAGAACACCAGCAGAAAUGCCGGGAGGAGAUCAGUGAAGCCUUGGGGGAGCGGCAAACCAUGGAAUGGGAUGACCUUAACAGGAUGCCUUAUACCACAAUGUGCAUUAAGGAAAGUCUGCGCCUAUAUCCUCCAGUCCCAUCCGUAUCCAGGGAGCUUGCCAAACCAAUAACAUUCCAUGAUGGACGGUCAUUACCAGCAGGUAUGUUGGUGAGUCUACAGAUUUAUGCUAUUCACCGAAAUCCCAAUGUGUGGAAGGAUCCAGAGAUAUUUGAUCCUCUCCGAUUUUCGCCAGAAAAUUCUUCCAAGAGGCAUUCCCAUGCUUUUGUGCCUUUUGCUGCAGGACCAAGGAACUGCAUCGGACAGAACUUUGCUAUGAAUGAGAUGAAAGUGGCUGUUGCACUGACUCUGAAACGCUUUGAGCUGUCACCAGAUCUUUCCAAGCCUCCCCUCAAGCAGCCACAACUUGUUCUGCGCUCCAAAAAUGGUAUCCACGUGUAUCUGAAAAAAGCAAGUUGACCUGGAAAACAAGUCAACAAGAUUAGGGCAAAUGACCCAGGGCAUUCGGUCUGGCAUGGUCCAGUCCUGGUUUUAGUUUUUAAUAAGAUCUCACUAGUCUUGGAAAAGCCUAACUUGAAUCAUUUGUAACAAUAUACAUCACCAGAAUACUCAUUUAAGGGCUGUUUAAGAAAGGUGUGCAAUCACAUGGUGGUAGUUGCAUUUGAAUAGCAAAGAUCAAAUACUGCUUUCAGUUGCAAUUACAUUAAUAAAUAACUUUAAAUUAUCGUAUAUUGGGAAGUGGCUUAGAAGUACUUUUGCUUUCACUCUGCAGCUUAAUUAAAGGAGCUGUAAACCCAAAUGAAUAAACUGUCCUCAGAUUUAUAUGAUGUUAUGUUGUAAAUAGUAACUACUGUUUUUAAACAUUUUAAACUGUGUUCAUUAUUAUAACUUAGUGAACAUUUGUUUCUCCAAUAUGUUGGUAAAUUUUGUAGCUACAGUUAAAGGCCUGGUUGGGCCUGCUUUCCUGUUCAGAUCUUGGAUCCUAAACUGUUCCUGUUCCAUGCUCAGAAAUGACAAAAGUAAAACCGUUUUCUGUAUAAUUAAAUAAUCUUUUUUAUUCCCUCA
Molecule: messenger RNA, 2155 nt
Organism: Xenopus tropicalis (tropical clawed frog)
Lineage: Eukaryota; Metazoa; Chordata; Amphibia; Anura; Pipidae
Gene: cyp4b1.2
Product: cytochrome P450 family 4 subfamily B member 1
Cellular component (GO): endoplasmic reticulum membrane
Molecular function (GO): iron ion binding; heme binding; monooxygenase activity
Source: RefSeq, marked provisional